AUGGUGUUCAUCGACCAGAUAAGACAUACGACAAAGUCUCAAGGGAUGUUCUAUGGAGCUGCUUGGAGGCUGGAGGUGUACUUGUGGCGUACACUAGGGCGAUCAAGGACACGUACGAUGGAGCCAAGCCCUGGAAUAAUUGUGGUUUAUGAUGUAACCGACCAAGAGAGCUUCAACAAUGUCAAGCAAUGGUUGAGUGAAAUAGACCGAUAUGCAAGUGAUAAUGUGAACAAACUUCUUGUUGGAAAUAAGUGUGAUCUCACAGCACAGAAGGUAGUUUCCACAGAGACAGCUCAGGCUUUUGCUGAUGAAAUUGGCAUACCUUUCAUGGAAACAAGUGCAAAAAGUGUCACUAAUGUAGAACAGGCUUUCAUGGCUAUGGCUGCUUCAAUCAAGAACAGAAUGGCAAGCCAACCGGCAAGAGCGGUUGCUGUUCAUCUUGAAAGGACGAAGCUCUGUUGCCUUGAUGAUGAUUCUGAUGUGGAGUUGUGGUGA
Messenger RNA from Lycium barbarum (goji berry), 495 nucleotides. RefSeq names its product GTP-binding protein YPTM2-like. NCBI's taxonomy places the organism in Eukaryota, Viridiplantae, Streptophyta, Magnoliopsida, Solanales, Solanaceae. Gene Ontology annotation, molecular function: GTPase activity; GTP binding. The coding region runs from base 1 to 495 and encodes 164 amino acids. The record is from RefSeq and is a predicted model, not a curated record. The transcript has 2 exons.